AUGGCAUGUCAGUCUGAGAUCCAUCACGUCUCUAAAACCAACUUUUUGUGUGAGUAUUGCUCAAAGGCAUUUUCCAACGCCUCAAACUUAAGGAGACAUCUCAGAAUCCACACCGGAGAGAAUCGAUACUUCUGUAAUCAGUGUCCAAUAACAUUCUCCGAUGUUUCAAAUUUAAAAACACAUAUGAGGAUCCAUACUGGCGAGAAACCGUAUUCCUGUGUUCAUUGUCUAAAGACAUUUUCCAGGGAUUCAUGUUUAAAAAGACAUCUGAGAAUGCAUUCUGGAGAGAAGCCGUAUUCCUGUGAACAAUGCUCAAAAGCAUUCUCCAGCGGUUCUGAUUUAAAUAGACAUUUGAGAAUGCAUUCUGGAGAGAAACCGUACUCCUGUGAGCAAUGUUUAAAAGCUUUUUCCGACGCUUCACAUUUAAAGGUGCAUCUGAGGACCCAUACAGGCGAGAAACCGUAUCCCUGUAAACAUUGUUCAAAAGCCUUUCCCGACGCUUCACAUCUGAAGGUGCAUCUGAGGACCCAUACAGGAGAGAAACCGUAUCCCUGUCAACACUGUUCAAAAGCCUUUCCCGACGCUUCACAUUUGAAGGUACAUCUGAGGACCCAUACAGGCGAGAAACCGUAUUCCUGUGAUCAUUGCUCAAAAGCUUUUUCCAACGUUUCACAUUUCAAGGUACAUAUGAGGAUCCAUUCUGCAGAGAAACCGCAUUCUUGUGAACAUUGAUAAAAAGCCUUUUCCAACGAUUCACAUUCCAAGGUGUAUAUGAGGAUCCAUACUGGCGAGAAACCGUAUUCCUGUGGUCAUUGUUUAAAGACAUUUUCCAGGGAUUCAUGUUUAAAGAGACAUCUGAGAAUGCACUCUGGAGAGAAGCCGUAUUCCUGUGAACAAUGCUCAAAAGCAUUUUCCAGCGGUUCUGAUUUAAAUAGACAUUUGAGAAUGCA
Molecule: messenger RNA, 950 nt
Organism: Uloborus diversus
Lineage: Eukaryota; Metazoa; Arthropoda; Arachnida; Araneae; Uloboridae
Product: zinc finger protein 239-like
Exons: 1
Coding region: 1-732 (243 amino acids)
Cellular component (GO): nucleus
Source: RefSeq, a predicted model, not a curated record